Messenger RNA from Penicillium nucicola, 624 nucleotides. Its product is annotated as NuoB/complex I 20 kDa subunit family protein. The coding region runs from base 1 to 624 and encodes 207 amino acids. Gene Ontology annotation, molecular function: 4 iron, 4 sulfur cluster binding; quinone binding; NADH dehydrogenase (ubiquinone) activity. Gene Ontology annotation, biological process: mitochondrial respiratory chain complex I assembly; aerobic respiration; electron transport coupled proton transport. The transcript has 2 exons. The record is from RefSeq and is a predicted model, not a curated record. NCBI's taxonomy places the organism in Eukaryota, Fungi, Ascomycota, Eurotiomycetes, Eurotiales, Aspergillaceae.
AUGAUGUUUCGGAAAGCCUUUCCCAUGUUUCGCCGCGCCAACCCAAAUUGGCUACAGUCUCCAUCCUCGCCCACGCUUGCGAUGACCCGAUGCCUGCCUCGAGUCUCCAAGAACAGCCCUCCUGCGCCCAAGCGGCCCCAAAACCAGAAAACUGGAAAGACUGGCUAUAUUGUGGCCAAAGCCGACGAGCUUGUCAACUGGGCACGGCAGGGGUCCCUCUGGCCAUUGACCUUCGCCACUGCCUGCUGUGGAGUUGAGAUGAUGCACACUUCCAUGCCUCGUUAUGAUCAAGACCAACUGGGCAUCUUUUUCCGAAGCUCGCCACGACAGGCUGAUGUGAUGAUUGUAGCCGGCACAAUUGUGAACAAGAUGGCCCCGGCUUUGAGACAGCUGUACGACCAGAUGCCUGACCCUAAGUGGGUGGUUAGCAUGGGUAGUUGCGCCAAUGGUGGAGGGUAUUACCACCACAGCUACAGUGUGGUUCGUGGUGUGGACCGUCUUGUACCAGUUGAUGUUUAUGUCCCUGGAUGCCCACCAACUGCAGAGGCUCUUCUUUAUGGCAUUUUCCUUCUUAAGAGAAAGAUGCGGCGCACACAGAUUGUCAGGAUGUGGUAUCGACGCUGA